UUAUUAGCUCCAAAAUCAGUUUUAUAAUUGGUUCUGUUGUGUUGUUGUGGUUUAUUUUUUAUUAGAUUGUUGUCUAUUGCUGAAUAUAAAACAAGGUGAGCAGACCCUACGCUGAUGUGUCGGAGUUUUAAAGAAUUCGUUCGUUGUUUUUAAACAUUUUUUAACGUGCUGCUCGUGAACGCAACCCCGAUCAGGCUCACGUUAACCCAGAAGUAGUGGAUUUAGAUUGGACCAUAUUAAACAUCUGGGCUAAAGAACAUGGGAGACGACUUGGGGGACGAGUGGUGGAAACAUGAUGACGGAUCUGAUGUGGAGGAGGAUGAGGAGGUGAAGGAGGAAGAGAAACUCCCAUCAGAGAAGUCCAGCUCAAAGACCAAACCUGGAAAAAGGAAAAAUAUUACGGAGAAAGAAGCCAACGCCAAGAAGAAGAAAAAGAGCGAGCAGCUGGGUCAUCCUGAGGAUGUUCAACAGAAAGAGACUGAGGAUGAAAAGCCAUCUAAACCCAAAAGAAAGCGAAAGAAGAAGAAGAAGACGAUCACUGAUGUCCUGGCCUCCUCUGAGCCUAAACCAGGUCGACCUGCUGACCUUCAGAACCUGCUCACUCAGUUCUUCUCAGACAAACGCUCUGUGAUCGAGCAGGAGGAGCUGAAGCUGGAGGACUCCUGUUUCCUCUCCUGCAACGACCUGACUCACAGCCUCUCCUCUUAUCUGAAACACAUUUGUCCCAAAUGGGCAAAAAUCCGAAAGCAGCACACAGACAGGAGUUCAGUCAUCGUGCUCAUCGUCUGCAGUUCUGCUCUCCGAGCGAUUGAGCUCAUCAAACAGAUGACGACGUUCAAAGGUGACGCCAGAGCAGUCAAGCUGUUUGCAAAACACAUUAAGAUAGAGGAACAGGUGACGCUGUUGCAGAACAACGUCACUCACAUCGGAGUAGGAACUCCAGGCAGGAUCAGUGCACUGAUAGAGAAAGAGGGUUUAACGUUGGGCUCAUUAAAAUACAUCGUUCUGGACUGGAACUGGAGGGACCAGAAGCUCAGGAGGAUGGUGGACAUUCCUGAGAUCAAACUGGACCUGAUGAAGCUGCUGGACGCUGGUCUCCUGCAAGGCUGCAGAGGAGGCCAAGUUAAAAUUGGACUUUUUUAACUGAAGUAAUGUCCACAUGAACAUGUAUCUUUUUUUUUUUUUUUUAACCAUUUUCAAAGGCCACCUCUGUCUGAUCUGUGAAGCCGUUCGACUCAUUGUCCUGGAGCGAGGGCUUGAAUAAACAAGUGCUAAAAAGGAA
This is a messenger RNA of Cynoglossus semilaevis (tongue sole), 1282 nucleotides long. It is a transcript of the gene cmss1, whose product is annotated as cms1 ribosomal small subunit homolog. The record is from RefSeq and is a predicted model, not a curated record. Gene Ontology annotation, cellular component: nucleus; 90S preribosome. The coding region runs from base 259 to 1143 and encodes 294 amino acids. NCBI's taxonomy places the organism in Eukaryota, Metazoa, Chordata, Actinopteri, Pleuronectiformes, Cynoglossidae. The transcript is spliced from 11 exons.